Molecule: messenger RNA, 1713 nt
Organism: Coturnix japonica (Japanese quail)
Lineage: Eukaryota; Metazoa; Chordata; Aves; Galliformes; Phasianidae
Source: RefSeq, a predicted model, not a curated record
GCGGUUGCGGGGCGCUUUACGGCCCGGCGAUGGCGGAGCGGCAGCGGGCGGAGAGCGGCGACGGGCCCGGGCGGCACCGAAGCCCCGGGGGCAACAACGGGCUGAGAACGAGGCCGAGCCGAGGCACUAAAGACACGGCCAACGAGUAUUUCAAAGGGAAGCAGUACGAGGAGGCGGUGGAGCUGUACAGCCGCGCCAUCGAGCUGAACCCCACCAACGCCAUCUAUUAUGGCAACCGCAGCCUGGCCUACCUGCGCACCGAGUGCUACGGAUACGCGCUGGCCGACGCCACCAGGGCCAUCGAGCUGGACAGCAAGUACAUCAAGGGAUGCUAUAGGAGGGCGGCCAGCAACAUGGCGCUGGGCAAGGUCAAGGCGGCGCUGAGGGACUACGAGACGGUGGUGAAGGUGAGGCCCAACGACAAGGACGCCAAGCUGAAGUACCAGGAGUGCAAUAAGAUCGUCAAGCAGAAAGCCUUCGAGCGCGCCAUCGCCAGCGACGAGCACAAGAGAUCCGUCGUCGACUCCCUCGACAUCGAGAGCAUGACCAUUGAGGACGAAUACAGCGGCCCUAAACUGGAGGGGGGCAAAGUGACGCUGAGCUUCAUGCAGGAGCUGAUGCAGUGGUACAAAGACCAGAAGAAGCUGCACCGUAAAUGCGCCUACCAGAUCCUGGUGCAGGUGAAGGAGGUGUUGUCCAAAUUGCCCACCUUGGUGGAGACCACGUUGAAGGAGACAGAGAUGGUGACUGUGUGCGGUGACACCCACGGUCAGUUCUACGACCUGCUCAACAUCUUCGAGCUCAACGGGCUGCCCUCAGAGUCCAACCCAUAUAUCUUCAAUGGGGACUUUGUGGACCGCGGCUCCUUCUCGGUGGAAGUCAUCCUGACGCUCUUUGGCUUCAAGCUGCUUUACCCCGACCACUUCCACCUCCUCAGGGGGAACCACGAGACGGACAACAUGAACCAGAUCUACGGCUUCGAGGGGGAGGUGAAGGCCAAGUACACGGCGCAGAUGUUCGCGCUGUUCAGUGAGGUGUUCGAGUGGCUGCCGCUGGCGCAGUGCAUCAACGGCAAAGUGCUGGUCAGCCCCUUCCUGUGCCCCCUUCCUCUUCCUGUGCCCCCUUCCUCUUCCUGUGCCCCCUUCCUCUUCCUGUGCCCCCUUCCUCUUCCUGUGCCCCCUUCCUCUUACGGGUGUCCCUUCCUGUUCCGGGUGUCUCUUCCUGUUCUAGGUGUCCCUUCCUGUUCCAGGUGUCCCCUUUAUGUUCCGGGUGUCCCUUCCUGUUCUGGGUGUCCCUUCCUGUUCCAGGUGUCCCCUUCCCGUUCCGGGUGUCUCUUCCUGUUCUGGGUGUCCCUUCCUGUUCUGGGUGUCUCUUCCUGUUCUUGGUGUCCCUUCCUGUUCUGGGUGUCCCUUCCUGUUCUGGGUGUCCCUUCCCGUUCCGGGUGCCUCUUCCUGUUCUGGCCCAUGUGUGACCUGCUCUGGUCCGACCCGCAGCCGCAGAAUGGCCGCUCUAUCAGUAAGCGCGGUGUGAGCUGUCAGUUCGGCCCCGACGUGACGCGCCGGUUCCUGGAGCGGAACCAUCUCGAUUACAUCAUCCGCAGCCACGAGGUCAAACACGACGGGUACGAGGUGGCGCAUGGGGGGAAAUGCGUCACCGUGUUCUCAGCGCCCAACUACUGGUGAGAGACUGCAAUGUAUGGGGGGAUGUAUAGAU